AUCAAGGCGACGAGUGUACAUGUUCCUGAUUUGUCAAGAGGUGGCUUUCACUCCAUUUGCUUUCGCUCUUCUGUUUCUCCAUGCUUAUCAGUUCUCACCGGGGCUAACUGUGUCGUUGUCGUUCAUUGAUUACGAAUUUCCUGUGCACCUCUACCUGUUUCUGUUUCAGUUGGGUCCGUUGAUAAUCUGCAGUUACGGACAACUGGCGCUGACCUUUCCCUUUCAAUAUAUCUGCCAGUGCCUGAGAUUGCAGUUUCAGUUAAAUAAUCAGUUUGCCCAAAAUAUUUUGUCGCAGUUGCAGAACGACAAAAUGCAGGCGCUGGAAGCGCUGGGCCUCUUGGAGAUGUCACGCGAACGACAUUGGCGAUUGACAAAGGUCACACGGAAACUGGACGGGAUUUAUUCUGGUGCGCUGUUCGUGCUGACAGGAUUCGAUGUGCUGGCUAUUACGUUAAUGAUCGGUAUUGCCAUGGGAGGAUCGUCAAAAGUCCCGCUGGGUGUUUUUGCAACCAACAGUAUUGUAGAUUUACUGUUCCUGGCAGGAUGUGCAUUUGGGAAUUCGUUUUUGCUCUUCGGACGGAUGAUUACAGCGGCCUCCGUAAAUUCCCAGGCGCAAGCAAUCGUCGACAUUUAUCACGAAUUAGCGGAAACUUUUCCUGAAUGGAAGCACAAAAUAGAAAGCAUCACAAGCGCCACUAUUCAACGCCUGCGUGAUAGGCCCGUUGGGUUUACUGCGUGGAGACUAUUUUUGUUGGACAUGAAUUUCAUCAUCACGGUUAUUGGAGCACUGUUGACUUACUUAGUUGUGGUGUACGAAAUGACCUCGAAAAACGACGAUUCCCACGGUUCUGUAAAUCGCACCGGCUAAUUGUACGUUGCCAGCUAAUUGUCUUAUUCUUUUGAAUACAGACAUUAGGAAAACAUAACCGACAACUCACGGUGAAUCCCCAGAAACCAUGCAAUCGGAUACGUUGAGCGAAAAACCUGGCUAUGGCUGGUUCGAGC
Messenger RNA from Paramacrobiotus metropolitanus, 1005 nucleotides. RefSeq lists its product as uncharacterized. Bases 20 to 868 code for a protein of 282 amino acids. Gene Ontology annotation, biological process: sensory perception of taste. The record is from RefSeq and is a predicted model, not a curated record. The transcript has 4 exons. NCBI's taxonomy places the organism in Eukaryota, Metazoa, Tardigrada, Eutardigrada, Parachela, Macrobiotidae. Gene Ontology annotation, cellular component: neuronal cell body; dendrite; membrane.